AUGCGCAAGCGUGUCAUUCCUCUUGCCGCGCCCGAGGCAGCUCUUUUCGCCACAAAGAAGCCACUCUUGCCUGCUUCAGGUUCAUACCGAGUCGCUUUCUUCUUGCCGGCACCUGCCAAGGUCAUCAUCACCCACGGCGACAACGGUAAGACUGACCGUAGGGAGAAGCAGGAAUCCAGCUGCUUCCCGCGCUACCAAGCGCAAGACCGCUGCAUCUGUCCCCGUCUCCCCCUCACCUCCACCGAGAAGAUCAAUGGACUACCCGCCCUGCGGAUCAGAACGAGUUCGAGGACCCCGAUGAAGAAGAAUAAGAAGAAGGAGAGGGACUCAUUUACGAUCGCAUUGAAGAGGAGGAGCAAGAGGCUAGCGGCGCCAGCCGUCGAGAGAAGCACAUCAACGAGCGCGAAGAGAAUGCAGUCGCGGAAAUUCAAGGGAGGCUUGGCGGACUCACUGGAGUGGGAUGAGCAUGAUGAGGCAGGGAGCGAAGCCGAAUUCUGUGGAGCGGGCGGGCACGACGGCGAGGUUGAGGCAGACGAUGAGGACGGUGAUGCGGAGGAGGAGGAUGAAGAAGCGGAGGAGGAGGAAGAUGGUCAAGUGGCAGGACAGAAGAGGACCACUUCCAACCUCAAUGAGGUCCUACAAUUGAAGGCCUUUGAGAGCGCAUGGCAGGCGAAGGACAACCCGCCUCGUCAAUCAAGACAAGUACCUCCUCUCAACGCAGCUGAUCCGACCAUCCUCGCGAACUUCAACGAGAUUGUCGCAACUUCAAAUCUCAAGCUGCGAAACAAGGCUUUGCUCGAGGCGGCCAACACGAUCUCGUCCGCACAGAGGAGAAGCGCCGUCAAAACGCUUGACGACUGUGGUCUGGGCGAGCAUCGUCGGAAGCAACGCCAGGAGCAGACGCGAGGGGCCAACAAAGGCGCAGCCUCAGCCUAG
Molecule: messenger RNA, 936 nt
Organism: Jaminaea rosea
Lineage: Eukaryota; Fungi; Basidiomycota; Exobasidiomycetes; Microstromatales
Exons: 4
Coding region: 1-936 (311 amino acids)
Source: RefSeq, a predicted model, not a curated record